This is a messenger RNA of Schizosaccharomyces octosporus yFS286, 3729 nucleotides long. RefSeq names its product cytoskeletal protein binding protein Sla1 family. Gene Ontology annotation, cellular component: nucleus. Lineage: Eukaryota; Fungi; Ascomycota; Schizosaccharomycetes; Schizosaccharomycetales; Schizosaccharomycetaceae. The coding region runs from base 1 to 3729 and encodes 1242 amino acids. Gene Ontology annotation, biological process: actin cortical patch assembly; regulation of actin filament polymerization. The transcript has 2 exons. The record is from RefSeq and is a predicted model, not a curated record. Gene Ontology annotation, molecular function: identical protein binding; ubiquitin binding; cytoskeletal protein binding.
AUGGCAAAUUUACCGAUAAUAGGUAUUUACAAGGUUUUGUACAGUUAUGAACCAGAACCAAUCGAUCCAAAUGAACAAAUUCCAGAAACAGAACGAGAAUUGUUCAUCGCGGAGGACGAAAUUGUUUGUCUUCUGCAGAAAGGCGAGGAUGAUUGGUAUCUAGUCAAACGAAAUAUUAAUAGUCCUGACAAAGAUGAAGAAACGGGUAUUGUUCCUUCGAACUAUAUUGCAGAGGAUGAGCCUUCAGCAAGGAUGAAAAGUCUCUACGAUUACGAAAAGCAAUCGAUAGAUGAGGUUUCGUUUCCAGCCGAUCAGGUGUUGGAUGCUUAUGGAAGCACUAAUGAGGAUUGGGUUUUAACAAGAUACAAUCAGCAAUAUGGACUUGCCCCGAGAAAUUAUCUUGAACCCAUGGAUGCAGCUGCCUCUACGUCGGUACCGAAUGCUCCUGCUGCACCAGCGGCACCUUCUGGAGUAGAGUCUGAACCACAACCUGCAGCUUCUCAGCAAGCACAACCACCACCACCACCACCACCAAUACCUCCUCUUCAGUCACCUACAUCUGUUUCCUCACCUCCUCCACCUCCUCCAGUCCCUCCAUUACCUCAAGACUACGCAACCCCACCAACUAACGUGGCUCCUGCUGAAGAAGAAGAUUUGUCCGAUGCUGACGAACCUGAUGACUAUUAUACUUCAGACAGAGAGCGAGAAGUUCCUCCUACAUAUACUCAACCGCAAACCGACACCUUACCACCACCACCACCACCACCUGCACCCGCCGUACCUCCUGUUGCGAAAUCUGUUUCUUCACCACCACCACCCCCUUUGCCUCCCGUGCAGCCUCCAAGACCUAGUGUAAGCAAUGUCACGGCUACUCCUACUCCAAGACAAUCCAAUAUCUAUUCUGAGGCACCUUCCUCUCCCACGUCUCCAUCAGAUGCUUACGGAGAUCCUGGCCGACAUAUUAAACUUCAGUCUGGAAGGACUCAAGAAGAAAGUAGUGUGGAUGAACCUCCAACCUUUGAUGAUCCUGCCUAUAGGAAAUGGGAGGUUCGUGAAGUCGUUGGAAAGAAGAAGAAGCGGACUGGAAUUCUUGCUAUUAAUAAUAAAUCCGUUGUUCUUACCUUCACAAAGAGCAUGGAAAAUGCGGAAAUCUUUUCAGUUACAGACCUGAUAAAUUAUUCUGCUGAAAGAAAGCACGUCUUUGUCGAAUAUAAACGAGAUGAGGGGAUUAGUUCCUUACAUUUGCAUGCUAAUAGUAAUGGGAAUGCAGAUAGCAUUAUUCGUACAUUAGGCGAUGUUGCUGGAUCUGCCAGAGCAGCUGGUCUUCGGGAAAUUGCUGAAGCUAGUGGCAAACCUAUGCCCAAUUUGCCAUCUGAUUCUGCCUUGUACAAGUUGAACGAGGCUUCUGAAAAAUCCGGAGCUAGUGGUGGAAGAGCCGGAGUAUAUGAACCUUCCACUGUAUACAACAGUGGUAAAGCACCUGUUGACGAAGGAACAUCGAAUGCUCCUUCUCCUGGCGAAAAGAUGGGUACCAUCGUUUAUGGAUUUGAAGCAGAAGCACCUGAUGAGUUGACUGUCAGUGCAAAUGAUAGAGUUGUUAUUGUAAAUGAUACCGCUAGUAGCGAUUGGUGGAAAUGUCGUUUAAAUGGCAAAGAGGGUGUCGUUCCAGCUAGUUUUAUCAAGCCAGAUGCUUCCGAGCAUGAGAAAACUGCUUCGAAACCUUCUCAUGGAAGCUUGUCGAGAAAAUCUUCUCGACACGAGCAGAAAGAGGAACCAAAGCACGAAAAGAAGGAUGGUCGUAGAAGAUCUCGUAGCCAUUCCGUGGUCAAGCCCGAUGAGACCAAACUUCGCACUUGGACCGAUAGGACCGGUGCUUUUAAAGUUGAUGCUGAGUUUUUGGGUUUCAGUGAUGAUAAAAUUCACUUGCAUAAAUCGAACGGCGUUAAGAUUUCCGUACCAAGUACGAAAAUGUCGUACAAAGACCUUGAUUUUGUGGAACUUAUGACUGGUAAAAAGGUCUAUUCUAGGUCUGAACGACGCAAGGAAACGCAUAAGGAACCCCGUAAUAAACAUGUUGAAGAACAUGAUGCGGAUAUCCCUCCACCUCAACCAGCUCGUCCUCAAAGCAGACCAACUUUAGCUCCCCCUAUAGGCACUGAAGCUAAAGAUAAAAUAGAUGUAAUCGAGGAAAGACCUAAAAUUACAUACGACUGGUUUGAUUUCUUCCUUCGUUGUGGUGUUGAUUUCACUGUCUGUAAUCGCUAUACCCGUAAUUUUAACAAUGAGCAUUUGGAUGAGUCAUCCAUUCCUUCAUUAACACCCGAGAUGCUGCGAACAUUAGGCCUUAAAGAAGGUGAUGUGAUUCGUGUGAUGAAGCAUGUAAACGAAGUUAAUGGGGUAUCUUCUAGCCCUGCUGUUUUGAGACCUUCAGUUACAGAACAGAAAUCUGUGCCUCCUUCUCCAUCUACACCUGAAGCGCAAGCUCCAGAACCCACACCCCAGCCUGCUGCCCCAAUGAAUCAACAGUUCGAAGACGAUGCAUGGUCAAAUAAACCAAUUAAAGAACCCACUAUAAGGUCGUCCUCAGUUCCUCAACAUAAAACCGAACUGGAAUCGGAUAUGCAAAAAAUGGAUUUGUCCGAAAAAGAGAAAACUCCUGAACCUGCUCCUCGACCUUCAUCUGUUCCAGCUCCAACUGUUUCCGACAAAAAGGUUGAAGAUAGGGAAAAAUCAUCUCAACCAUCUUUAGCACCACAGCCUACUGGUAUUACUAUUCAAAAUGCUUAUUUUACAGCUCCUCCUCCUGCUUAUUCAGAUCCUUUUCAAUCCCCUCUGUACGUCCAACCAACAGGGUUUCAACCACCUGCUAGUGCUUUACCUGCUCAACCUACCGGUUUCCAAGCUCAAAUGCCGCCCUUAUCGGUGCAGCAAACUGGAAUUCAACAACCGAUGAAUUAUAUAGCUUCUCAACCUACUGGUCUUAAGACCCAACCAACCGGUUUCUCCGCUCAGCCCACUGGGAUGCAAUAUCAACCAACUGGUAUGAAUAGUCAGAUGACCGGUAUUGGGAUGCAGCCAACGGGAAUGCAGUAUCAACAAACUGGAACUAUGCCUCAGCAGUUUAAACCCACAAUGCCUCAAAGCACUGGUCAACAACAUGACAUGUCUAACAUGCAAGGCCAGAGGAUGGAUCUAGCCUCUCAACCUACCGGUCUACAAAGUCAGUAUACUGGUUAUCAGCAACCUUUCACUCCCACUCCUAUGCAACCGAGCUAUGGGUAUAAUAUGCAACCUAACGUUAAUGACCAGUCAAUGUAUUAUAAUGUUGCGCCCACUCCAUUUGCAUAUGAGCAACAAAAUAUGUAUGCACCUAUGGAUCAACAAGCUUAUUAUGGAACGGACAUGCAAGGUCAAAUGGGAAUGCAACAUCCUUAUAUGCAAAACUACUAUGAUCCUUCACAACAAAUGGCCUAUGGUUAUGAUACCAACGGGUAUGAUGCAUAUGGUGCUGCAUAUGGAUAUGGUCAGCCUUAUGGGGGUAUGCCGAAUCAGAUUUCAAAUGAUCCGGUUUCUAAUCCAGGUUUAUAUAUGCCUUCGGGCUACGAAAAUAUGCAACAGCCUUCUGAUUACUAUCAACCUUCUUUUACUACAGUCGACCAUAACGAAAAUCCCAAUGCCAGAAAAGCGAGCAUAGCUCAAGCUACGCCAGAUAAUCCAUUUGGAUUUUGA